Molecule: messenger RNA, 408 nt
Organism: Aspergillus sclerotioniger CBS 115572
Lineage: Eukaryota; Fungi; Ascomycota; Eurotiomycetes; Eurotiales; Aspergillaceae
Exons: 1
Coding region: 1-330 (109 amino acids)
Source: RefSeq, a predicted model, not a curated record
AUGGCAGUGGCCGCUAGAGACAACCCAGCAAACACCUGGAUCUACGAUACAAGCAGUUCCCACCACCUGACCCCUGAUCUCGAUUCCUUGACUGAAUACCAUAAACUUGUAUCUUAUAAAUACUACAUCUACAGCACCUCAGAAGGGACUAACACCACGGCUAAAUCAGCCAGCUAUAUUACUGUCUACCUAGAAUCCCCGACCGGGAAACCAACAGCGUUGAAGAUCAAGGCAUACUACCAACCAAGUUUGGAAUAUGGCCUCCUUUCAGCAGAUCGCCUCUAUACUGACUUCAAUCUCUACGGGACUAUUAAAGACCUGACUCUAUAAGAUCUAGAUACUGAUCAAACUGCAGGCUAUCUACAGAUAUCAAAGAACAUCACCUUCAUCAGACUUACUGAGCCAAAC